Molecule: messenger RNA, 588 nt
Organism: Solanum stenotomum
Lineage: Eukaryota; Viridiplantae; Streptophyta; Magnoliopsida; Solanales; Solanaceae
Exons: 2
Coding region: 1-588 (195 amino acids)
Source: RefSeq, a predicted model, not a curated record
AUGAGUUUAGAGAAACAAGUUGUGCAAGUGGUUAAUUCUUUGAACUUGCAUCCCCAAGGUGGGAUGCCCGGUGAUACUAAGCCCAACCAAAAGCAAUUGCAUGUGGUAAGUACUAGAAGUGGGUUGCAAUUAGAGGUACUAGCUCCAAAGAAGAGAGAUAUUGAGGGUAUCCCAAAGUAUGCUAAAUACGUGAAGGACAUUGUGGCUAGCAAGAGGAGGCUCACGAAAUAUGAAAUUGUAGCACUUACUAAGGAGUGCAACUUAAGGAUCCACAACAGACUGCCCAAAAUGUUAAAAGAUUCGGGUAGUUUUACUGUGCAGAUUACAAUUGGGAAAAGUGUUCAUGCCCGGGGAUUGUGUGAUUUGGGGGCAAGUAUAAAUUUGAUGCCUUUAUCUUUGUAUCCAAAGCUUGGGUUGGGUAGUCCAAAAAGAACCACUGUUAUUCUCCAACUCGCUGAUAGAUCCAUUGCCAGACCUGAGGGGGUAGUAGAAGAUGUGUUAGUUCAAGUAGGUUCAUUGAUUUUUCCUGUAGACUUUAUGGUCUUAGAUUUUGAACCUGACGCUGAAGUUCCAUUCAUUUUGGGAUGA